GAGCGGCAGGCGGCAGUGGAAAACCGGAUCGGUAGGCGGGAGUGCGGACGGGGGCGGAAAACCGGAUCGGCAGGCGGCGGUGCGGACGGAGGCGGACAACCGGACCGGUAGGCGGCGGUGCGGACGGAGGCGGACAACCGGACCGGUAGGCGGCGGUGCGGACGGAGGCGGACAACCGGACCGGCAGGCGGCGGUGCGGACGGAAGCGGACAACCGGACCGGCAGGCGGCGGUGCGGACGGAGGCGGACAACCGGACCGGCAGGCGACGGUGUGAGUGUGCCCGGCGGUGCCGGAGACGUGGAGAGGGUGCCGGGGUGAAGCGUUGCGAACGGCGAGCGAUGGCAGCGUCAUGAGACUGAAAUGGAGGCGGGCGGCGGUCUGCGCGGUUAUCAUUUACUGCCUGUUCUCCAUUUACGCCGCCUACGUCGUCUUCUUACGGCGACCCAGAGAAUCAGGGACACAACGGGCGGCCGCUGGCCGGGAACGCAGGAGGGGCAGUUCACUCCAGUGGCAGAAUGAGCAAGAACAAAGGGAGUUGCAGCACUCGCAGCAAGAUGAUGAGUGGAACCCGUGGGAAGAGGAUGAGAAAAUGGAGAAUGCUGUACAGAACGGAGCUCAACUACAGCGAUUUCAGAAAAAAAUUCUACAGAACUCGCCCAGAAAGAAGCUGGUGCAGAUCUGGGGCAAAGCUGCAAUUGGGCUUUACCUCUGGCAGCAUAUACUUGGUGGCCCACUUAUGCCAAGUGAGGUGACAGCUCACUGGAGAGAGGGGGAACUAAAGGCUGGUGAUAUAUAUUUUAGAUUCUACACUGGACCUGCUGUGGUGCCUGGGCGCAUCUCACUGGAUACGGAGAAUCUUGUGCUUGUGUUGAAUGGUAGAGAAGAGGGGAAGAUCAAGUUUGCCACCCAGUGGUUGCACUAUGUACAAACACUCCACCAGAUGCAUAAACUGAAGCACUCAGCUGUAGUCCUGCUUGGCAGUGAGCAGUGUGAUAAUGACUGGAUUGAGUCCUAUCUCAGAAAACACGGAGGGUUUAUCGACUUAAUUUUUCUGGUGUAUGACAGCCCUUGGGUGAAUGAACUGGAUGUUUACCAGUGGCCAUUAGGAGUGGCAACCUACAGGAACUUCCCCAUUGUGGAUCUCAAUAAUCUGAUGUUACAUUCUUCAAGGCCGUACUUGUGUAACUUCCUCGGAACUGUCUACAAGGCCUCUUCCCGGGAAACCUUGCUGGAUAUACUGAAACAGGAGCGACUCGGUGCCAUGUGCCUUAUCUCGGUUAGAGAACAGUGGCUACCACAGGAAACAAGUGACAGUUUAAAGAAGUAUCAAGAUGCCUUGCUGCAGAGUGACCUCACGUUGUGCCCAGUGGGAAUCAACACUGAAUGCUACAGAAUUUAUGAGGCCUGUGCUUGUGGCUCUGUUCCGGUUGUUGAAGAUGUUAUGACACCAGGGCAAUGCGGCAACUCGUCAGCACUCCAGAAUGCCCCACUCCGCCUCCUCAAGUCAAUGGGUGCACCUUUUAUUUUUGUGAAAGACUGGAGAGAGCUUCCAGCUAUUUUAGAGAAAGAGAAGGCAAUGACUCUUCAGGAAAAGAAUCAGAGACGGAGAAUGAUCAUCGAGUGGUUUAAGCAAUUCAGAACUCAGCUAAGAAAAAAAUUCAUUGAUAUCCUUGAAAACAGGUUCUUUUGAGAGUUCACUUCUCCAACACAAGGGUUCCUUUGAAGACUCUGACCUGGAGUUACACGCUGACUACAGUUCUUUGCAGGAAUGGGACCCACUCUCGAGGUUUCAGGACUGGCCAUUGUUCGGCAUGUCAAGGGCUCGGCCUAAGUAUUCAGCUCGGCUUUGAAAGCCUAAGAUCUCAGGCCUCUGGAGAUGGGCGGAUCGAGGGUCAGUAUCACGACAGGAGAACUGCGUGUCGUCAGGGGAGUCAGAAUAUCUGCAGCUGUGCGCCCAGAGACUCGUGAUCUUUGGGCACAGAGCUUGAAAAAAGUGACGUGGAGGACGUUGAACAUCAUAAACCAGCGAGUUGCUUGUUAUGUCUCCCCACUCACUGUGAAACAGAAACAUUUCUUUCUCUCUUAUUAGGGAGAGAGAGAACCUGUAGUAUGUCGAAUGUAGGGUGAACAAUGUAGUCUCUGGGGUAACCGCAAGUCUGUGUCUUUAUUGUUGCUUUGCUCACGCUUGAGUGCUCAGUGGUGGGUGCCAAUGCACGUUUUUUUGCUGGUGGGGGAGGAGGGAUUGUUGCUUGCUGUCACUCACGUGCGGGAGGACGGAGCUGGGGGGGAUUCUGGGAUUCUAACAUUUAACUGUCAUUCAUUCUUUGGGGCACUCCUCUGUUUUAACCAUAACCAUAUAACAAUUACAGCACGGAAACAGGCCAUCUCAUGGAUGGUUGCAAAGAAAAAACAUUUCAGGAUGUAUAUUGUAUACAUUUCUCUGACAUUAAAUUGUACCUUUGAAACCUUUGAAACUUAUCUUAGAAAGGAUGUGCUGAAACUGGAGAGGGUUCAAAGGAGGUUCAUGAAAAUGAUUUCAGGAUUGAACAGCUUAUAAUAUGAAGGGCAUUUGACAGCUCUGGGCCUGUAUUCACUGGAAUUCUGAAGAAUUAGUGGUGACCUCAUUGAAACCUAUUGAAUGGUGAAAGGCCUUGACAGAGUGGGUGUGGAGAUGAUUUUUUCCUAUGGUGGGGAGUCUAAGAGGCAGACACCCCACCCUGCAAAAACUCAUUUCAGGGAGGUAGCACCAUCAAUUUGCGGGAGACUCCCGGAACUUCCAGGAGAGGUGGGAUGUCUGCAAUAGAGUAGCUCCUUAGCAGCUAGUCAGCUAGUUUAAAUUACGUUAGCUAUGCUAAUGAACGAAUGACACCUAUUAAACUCACCUCAACAUGUCUUUUACAGUCUUAACCCACCAUGAGCAAUAGAAAAGUCAUUGUUGCAAACAGUGCAGCGAGCAACACUGUCAUUAUUUUUGACCCCUAUUAGGCAGGGGUACACUUUAGUGUAGUCUGGGGUGACGUACGUUUUAUAUUUUCUUUUUUUGGAACACUCUGCCAUGGCGCGCUCUUGCUCUCUCUCUCUCUCUCGUGGUCUCUCGCUUGCUUUCCUUCUCUCGCUCUCUCGUGGUCAUUCUUGUGCUCUCUUUUGCUUUCUCUUGCUCGCUCGCUCUCAAAAAAAUUGGUUUCCGUGAUAUUUGCGGGCAUCAGGGAGCCACUAUUAUUAUGCGGGAGACUUCUGGAACUUCCGGGAGAGGUGGGAUGUCUGAAGAGGAGGAAUUUAUUUAGCCAGAGGGUGGUGAAUCUGUGGAAUUUGUUGCCAGAGGCAGCUGUGGAGGCCAUGUCAUAGUCAUAGUCAUACUUUAUUGAUCCUGGGGGAAAUUGGUUUUCGUUACAGUUGCACCAUAAAUAAUAAAUAGUAAUAGAACCAUAAAUAGUUAAAUAGUAAUAUGUAAAUUAUGCCAGGAAAUAAGUCCAGGACCAACCUAUUGGCUCAGGGUGUCUGACCCUCCAAGGGAGGAGUUGUAAAGUUUGAUGGCCACAGGCAGGAAUGACUUCCUCUGACGCUCAGUGUUGCAUCUCGGUGGAAUGAGUCUCUGGCUGAAUGUACUCCUGUGCCCAACCAGUACAUUAUGUAGUGGAUGGGAGACAUUGUCCAGGAUGGCAUGCAACUUGGACAGCAUCCUCUUUUCAGACACCACCAUCAGAGAGUAUUUUGUGUACACACGUCUUUGUGUAUAUUUAAGGCAGAGGGUGAUGGAUUCUUGAUUAGCCAGGGCAUAAAAUGAUACGGGGAGAGGGCAGGAGACUGGGGCUGAGAGGAAUGGGGGAACAGACUCAAUGGGCCAAAUGGCCUAAUUCUGCUCCUAUAUCAUCCGGUCUAUUAUUGAGCCUCCAGUCCUGCCCCUCCUGCAACCUUCCAGCAAAAUAAUUGCAAAGUACCACCCUCAGUGUAUUUGGGGAAGACUAAUUUAACAAAUCACAAAAAGGAUGGCAGGGCUUCCUGCAGACAAAUAAUCUUCAUCAGUUGGUAUUUAAAAAUGUGUUUCAUCCAGUUCUGUGGGGAUGUAAUUUGGACUAAACUUUGAGAAGUAGUACACAUUCUAUUUUUGAAACUGGUCAAAUUAUAGCUGUACUUCACUACAGAGUGUUCUGCCACUUUGAAGUACAGUUUCAUACUGGAGCCAUUUCAAGUUGUUGUGGAGCUUUGAAUUAAAUCAUGGGGUCAGAUUUGAUUAAAGUCAGAGAGGGCGCCAUAUUGUUCAUUUGUGUAAGUGAAACAGAUCUUGCCAGACCUCAGUGCACCAGUUACCGCCUGCAAUAAUUGGAUUCCUGCAACUAAUAUUAAUCUUGUCAUCAGUGAGGUAAAUGCUCCCUUCCUUAAAUGAUAUAAGCAAUUUAUGUGCACUCUAUUUUAAUUAAAUAUUCAUAAAAUGGCUCAGAGCUAUCUUCAUAUUUCUGUUCUCUUAAAUUAUACAAAGGACAAACCAAAAUAACAAGUUAUUUAGGAACAAGAAGCCAAAAAGCCCUGAGGCUCUUCUGACAGUUCAAAGUUGAUUAAGAUUGAUUGAUAUUUUACCCACCUUGGCUUUUUAUCACUCUGAAUCAUCGGCAGUUGUCUAGAAAUCUAAGUUUUAAAAUUAUUCAGCGUGCAGCCAUUUACUGCACUUUGCAGUAUGAAGUCCGAAACUUUUACUCAUGUUUAUGCACAUCUUUCAUUAUUAACUUUUGUGAAUUAAUGUCUGUCAUCUGAUUGCUUAUUGUUUUAUCUUUGAUAUUUGGGCUCUCUUUGGAUACUGUUUUCUAAAUUGGUUUUGUUUUAGGCCUAUCCCUUUACUACUGCAUAAAGUAACAUUAGCUAUUUACCUUAUAUUUCUUAUGCAAGAAAGUGGGAGCAGGAAUAGGCCACUCUUUCCCCCUUCAAGGCUGACCUGCUGUUGAUUAUGAUCGUGGCUAAUCUGCCCCAUACCUCUCCUCUGCCCAGCCAGUUCCCCAUCUUUUCCUGAUCUUUCAGAUAUUUCUCUUACCUUCUCUUCAAAUCCCUUCAGUGAAAUAAAUCCCUCCAGAGAAUUACAGAGAUUUACCACCCUCUGUUAGAGGAAGUUCCUAUAUACAUCAGUUUUAAAUCCCUUAUGGUUUUUCAAACCACUCAACAUCAGGAAUUUAAGAUCACACUUUUCCCGGGGUUGAAAUGUCUAAUACCAGGGGGCAUGCAUUUAAGGUGAGAGGGGGUAAGUUCAAAGAAAAUGUGAGGGGCAAGUUUUGUUUACACAGAGUGGUGGGUGCCUGGAAUGCACUGCCUGAGGUGAUGACAGAGGCAGAAACGUUAGGCAUAUGAAUUGGAACUUUAUGGACAUCGUGUAGGCAGAAGAGGUUCGUUUAGUUGGCCAUCUGAUUAUUAAUUCAAUUACUUCAGCACACCGUUAUGGGUCAAAGGGCCUGGUCCUGUGCUGUACCAGGGAAAUGAUUCCGAAAGUUAUUCGAUGUGACCACUUUCUAUCAGCCUUACUCCAAAUGUUAGCUCCUGCUUCAUCAUCAAUGUUUGGUUUUCAGUUAAAAACAUUAGCAAAGGCUGUGGAGGGGUAGUGGGUGAUGUGAUGAGGACAGAGAAUUUGUGAUCAGUUAAAUUAUUCACCUCUAGAUGAGAAGUGGGAAACAGUAGUUGGAAAUAGCCUAUAAUUUACCAACUGCAAAAGGGCUGAGCUUCUGCUGUGAGUGAUUCAUCGAACACAAUAAGCCUAUGAGGUCAAACUUCUAAUCUUUCUGAUUUUUCUGAGAAUUCUGGAACAAUUACUCUUCACAGGGGAUGAACUGCACUUUGUGUACUUGCAUUUGUGUUCUCAGAAAAUUUUAAUGUUCACAUGUUGGCCAAGAUAGUGACAAUUACAGAACUACAUCCAAUUUGCCAGUGGUCGGCCAUAUCCUUGGCCCUAACUCACCUCUGGGGCAUCUAAAUAGUAAAGACACAGGCAAUAAAUUAUUGUUUACUAACUACAACUCUGCUUUAAAUACUAUAAUUCCAAGAAAACUCCUGGACCUGAGACUCAACAUGUUCAGUUACAACCGGAUGCUUGACAUUAUGACCCAACAGACCGCACUCAGUAAUGAGCGGUAGUAAUACCUCCAUGGCAAAGUAUUAAUAUCGUCCAUAAAACUGGGUAUAAAUGACUGAUUUUCUUCAAAAUAAAACUAUGUGUUUACUGAAUUAUAUACACUUAAUAAUUUCCAAUUCCUUACAAACUUAAUAAAAACAUGCCCUUACCUUAUCCCUAUUCACAAAAAUGCUAUUGUUCCUCUUUCUGCACAUCAUAUUUUAGUCCUCUGUAAAUGUAAACAGCUUGCAUUCAGACAGUUUUUCUUCUGUAGUAACUUCUUAGUUAGUGAAGCUUUUCCACUUUGAAUAAACCAUGCGUGCAAUUUCACAGCAAGAGCAUUUGUUUCGUCCCUGUGUGUUUGGCUGCAGAGGGCACUGCUGAUCUAUGACUAAAGCCGUCAGGGAUCUCGAUGGUUCAGAAUAUAAAAACAAGGAACAAGCACAAAGUGCUCAAAAACAUUUAAACAUAAAUAUUUGGGGCAAAUAACAGGCCAUUUAUCGGCUGCCAAAUUAAGGUAAUCAAUUUCCUGUUAACAUUAGCAACCUACUCGUAAUUUGCUGCAAGCUAAAUCUUUCAAAUCAGUCAUUAGAUUAAUGACAUGUAAAAAGGAAUUAGGAAAAGCUGCCUAUUUCAUUUUUGUAUUUGACUAAUAUUGACUUCCUCAUAUUUAAAUUGGAUUUUUAUCAUCUAAUGUGGCUCUACUUAAGAAUGUGCAUUAAAUUUGAUGCCAUUUUCUUGAGUAAAAAUAUCUUUAGUCUUUAAAAUUAUAUCUACCUCUUUAUUUUCCUGUAAUAAAUACUACCGUUUUUAUAAAUUAUGUAGAAGAUUUUUAUUGUGACCUUCUUGGAAUA
Molecule: messenger RNA, 6943 nt
Organism: Mobula hypostoma (lesser devil ray)
Lineage: Eukaryota; Metazoa; Chordata; Chondrichthyes; Myliobatiformes; Myliobatidae
Gene: rxylt1
Product: ribitol xylosyltransferase 1
Exons: 7
Coding region: 351-1691 (446 amino acids)
Biological process (GO): protein O-linked glycosylation via mannose
Cellular component (GO): Golgi apparatus
Molecular function (GO): ribitol beta-1,4-xylosyltransferase activity
Source: RefSeq, a predicted model, not a curated record